AAAGCUUGUAAGAGAAACAGGGACAAGAGCAUUGUAGAAACUAGUCGACGAGAAAGAGAUAAAAGAUGAGGGCAUAGCAGUGUCGUUGCAAAAGAGAGAAUGGGAUUAGAAAAAAACUUUGAAUGCUUAGUUUGGCAUGGCACAGAAAGUGAAAAAUUUUUCCAAUCCCAUCAUCCUCUCUGUCUCGCAGGGGACAGCCACCAAGAAAGGCAAUUUACAGGAAGGUUAUACGACAUGGUCAAUGCCACUAAAGGGGUCUUUAUUUCCUGUGACAUACCUAUGGCACAAUAUAUCAUCAACAUGAAUGCUUCAUUGCCUGCAUCUGACAAGUUCAUUAUACAUAUCUUGGAUAAUACCCAUAUGUUUGUUCAACCUCAUGUUGAGCAAAUGAUACGAAGUCAAAUUGCCAAGUUUAGAGAGGACAAUACAUAUGUCAAGCCUAAUUGAUUACUAUGGCCUUUCUGUCCUCCCCGAAUGGCUACAGUGAAUAACAUUCUGGAACAUUUUGUGUUGAUUGGUAGUUGAUCUUUACUAAGACCGUUUCUUUGUAUACAAAGUUCUCGCAGUUCGCAUGGAAAAAUGAAAUGUGAUUUGCUAUUAA
Molecule: messenger RNA, 601 nt
Organism: Glycine soja
Lineage: Eukaryota; Viridiplantae; Streptophyta; Magnoliopsida; Fabales; Fabaceae
Product: general transcription and DNA repair factor IIH subunit TFB5-like
Exons: 4
Coding region: 100-447 (115 amino acids)
Biological process (GO): transcription by RNA polymerase II; transcription initiation at RNA polymerase II promoter; nucleotide-excision repair, preincision complex assembly
Cellular component (GO): transcription factor TFIIH core complex; transcription factor TFIIH holo complex
Source: RefSeq, a predicted model, not a curated record